This is a messenger RNA of Zea mays, 6384 nucleotides long. RefSeq lists its product as uncharacterized. Gene Ontology annotation, biological process: defense response to other organism. The transcript is spliced from 5 exons. The record is from RefSeq and is a predicted model, not a curated record. Gene Ontology annotation, molecular function: ADP binding. The coding region runs from base 3352 to 6084 and encodes 910 amino acids. NCBI's taxonomy places the organism in Eukaryota, Viridiplantae, Streptophyta, Magnoliopsida, Poales, Poaceae.
UACGAAAUGGGAGUUGGGUGCAGAAGACUUGGCCCAGAAAUAAAAAAAAAGAAGCUGUGUGUUGGUGCUGUCCUAUAUGCAUGUCCCAAUCCCAUCUCCAUGUAAUGGUCUUCUUCCCUUCCCAUCCAUCGUCCGUGAGCUCCGAGCGUGAGGGCGAGAGGCGUCGCUAGCUGGCUCUCACGGCCGGCAAAUCUGCGAUCAACUGCAGCCGGACUAACGCGCGCCGCCGUCUGCCAGCUUGGGGACUCGACUGCUCGCCACCAGGUGCUCACCUCCAUUCCCCAGCUUCCAUCUGCGAGCGCUGCCGUCUGCCAGCAGGGGCACUCGCCACCAGGUGCUCGCGCAAUCCUCCGUUAUCCUGCUUCCAUAUGCGCGCGCUGCCGUCUACCAGUGAGAUGUUCGCGCCAUUUUCUGCCAGCAGCCAGAUUUCCGCCCCACCCCCUGCCACCGGACAGCUGUCGUCGCCACCUCCUUGCAUCCCCAUGGUUUCCCCUGUGGAAAGAGUGGAUCUACCUGUUAGGAGCUCGGAUUUGUCUGAUCCCCAAGAUUUUCUGUUAGGGGAUGAACAGAGAAUGGAGGUAUUAGAAAUUGAUUGGGGGGCAAUACAAAUUGAUGAUAGAUGGGAGGAAGAAGGAGAACAAGAGACUGCCUCUGAGUCAUUGAUGUAUGAUCGGUUAGGAUUGUUAGCUGAAGAUGAACGUGAAACUACUGAAAGGCAAGAGACUGUCCGCCAAAGCGAUGAAUUUAAUGAUGAAUUGCCCUGCACUGAUUGCAUACCACAAGAAAGGGUAUUUGAGUGCAAUAGAUCUAAUCCAGUAAUGAAGAUUGGGAGUUUGUACAAGGAUAUGAAAGAAUUUAGACUGGCUAUCAGGCAAUAUGCAAUUAAUAAUGAGUUUGAGUUAGGGAUUGAGUCAAGCUCACCAUUCAGAUAUCGAGCUUAUUGCAAAGGAGGUGAUUGUCCAUGGAGAAUCAAUGCAAGGCUACAAAAUGCCGGGUCUCCCACAGUCGUUGUUACAGUUAUCGUGGAUAAGCACACAUGCACUUCUAGUGGUCGUCGAAAAACAACAACACCCACCAGCUCAUGGGUUGCUUCCCUAGCAAUGCCAUUCCUUACGAAGAAACCACAUAUGGGAGCUAAAGAAUUGCAAAAUACCUUGCAAGAGCAGCACAAUUGGUCUUCUGGCAACCAGCACUGGCCAUCUCCCACCAGCAAAUUGACACCAGAAAUUGGCACUGCUUCAUUUCCAGUCGCCAGAUACGUCGUUGCUUGCUGUUGCCAGUGCUGGUCUUCUGGUGUUGUCCAAAAUGAAGCUGGCCAUCUGCAAGGAACCCAGGAACUACCAGAAACUGGCCAUCUGCUUGAUUUCAGUCGCCAUCUGCAAGGAACCCAGAAACUAUAGCUACCAGAAGAACAGCAAAAUGGCACCAGAAAUUGGCACUGCUUCAUUUCCAGUCGCCAGAUACGUGUCCAAAUGAACAGCAAAUUGGCACCAGAAGAACAGCUUCUUUUUACAGUUACCAGCUUCUGUCCAAAUGGCCAUUACACAUGUCCAAAUGACAGAAAUUUGAAUGGACAGAAAAUAGUAAACUGGAAACACAAGUUCAAGUUACCGAGGGCCAUAUUCAGAUAACCUUAAUGAAAACAGAAUGGACAACGUUACAAAAGCUAUCGAGUGCCAUUCAACACUCGACAGAAUGGACAACCCAGGUUGACAGUACUUCACUACCAAGUUCAGUUACCUUACACAAACUAACUAUUACACGGAUACCUUACACAAGCUGUCCCUUACACAAAUAACACAUAUAGUGCCGUUAAACAACACCCAUAUUACUCUACUUCAUCUGACGAUCCGAAAGCUCUUCAGAACUGACAUCAUCCAGUGCCCAUUCCCCACCACCCAUUUGUUCAUCUUCAGCAAAUUGGUUGUUGAACUGCUCCGAUAAUGGUGGCGACGGACCAGCUUCGAGAUCAUCUAAACGCUGUGCUUCGUCCUCAAGUGACAGAGCAAGUUCAUACACGCGCCACAUUGCGAAGUUCACUGACACAUCUUUGGCCGUAUCUGGCGAAUUCAUAAUCUCGUCUCCAGCCAAAUCUUUCAACUCCUUCCCAACUACACGCAUCUUUGUAAUGGCUUGGGCGAGGUCACUACGAACUGUUUCAAAUCGGGUAAUCUGCGAAACCACAAAAAUUGCUAUUGGAUUUGAACAUAGUACUGCAUAUUAUUGAACUUAGUUCAACCCUUACCGACACUGAACGAGGUGCCGAGCAGUGAUUGACGCCGGCUGUGAGCUCUGUUCGACAGAAAACAGUUAACAAUUAAAGCCACUCUCUGCUUCUAGCACUAAUGGUCACUAGACAGUUUGGAUAAAAACAGUUUCAAAAUACAGAACUCUACAAAUAUCACUGCCCAACGUCAACAGCUUCACAUCCCUCUAGCUUCGUGCGCAACAUCCAACGUUGGGCAGUUAACCCCACGAAGCUAGAGAAGCGGCAAGGAACUCACCUGCACAACCAACGUCAACAGCUUCACAUCCAACGUUGGGCAGUUAGCCCCACAAAAACAGGUACCUGAUGUGGCCGCGCAGGUGAGUUCAUUGCCGCUGGUCCACUCCUUGCUGGAGGUGCGCUGCUUGCCGGUGGAGUGCUCGAAGCCGCAACCGUCGCCUGUAGAACUCUCGCCUGUACGCUUGGCAACGACUGAAACAGACAGUCGGCUGAAGGCGGAGGCCACUUCGACCUCACUGUCGAGCUCGAGAUCGACGUCGACGACGAGCCGUUUCUUGCCUCUUGCCGGAGUAGCCAUUGGAGGAAUGAGUGGCGGCGCCAAAGGAGAGCCCCGUGGAAGAAGAGAGGAGGAAGUUAGGUUUUCACCGGGCUCGACUCUGUAAACAGCAGGGACAUUUUUGACUUUUACCUUAGCUAAUCGAAGGUAACAGAGGACGGGGGAAUAACUGUCCCUAUCUGGCAAGGAUGUGAGGUCGAGAAUACCAUACUGGCGAUGCGCGGCUGCGGAGUACCAAAGGGGCGAAGCCGCGCGACGAGAUUAUUACAAUCUCAAAUAACUCGUCUCGUUGCGCCUAGUCGACGAAAUGCGACGCCGAGAUCACUGGGCUACGAGUACGGCUGCGCGCCGGCACAGCCAAGCGCGGCAGCGGCGCUUGCGUCGAAGGGAAAUGGUUACAUGAUAGGGGAGAGCUGGAUAUGCAUUGUCAUGCCCUAACCGCGUCUUACUCUUAUCUCAGCACUUUUCGCUGGUUGCUCACCUCCUCCGUCCUCUUGUUUAAUGCCGCAGGUUCGCCGGAUUCAUCGCCCCAUUCCGCUCUGGGCUAAGGUUCCACCAGCACAACCCUAUGGCAGAAGCAGUGCUCCUUGCUGUCACUAAGAUUGGUUCCGUUCUUGGAGAUGAACCUGCCAAGACCAUUAUAAACAAGCUGUCUGAAAAAAUUCAAGCUCUGAGGGAACUCCCACGGAAAGUGGAUCACAUAAGGAUGAAACUAAUAAUAAUGAGCAAAGUUAUACAGCAGAUUGGCACAGUCUACCUUACAGAUGAACUUGUGAAGAGUUGGAUUGGGGAGGUCCGGAAGGUGGCUUACCGUGUUGAGGAUGUAGUAGACAAAUACUCAUACCAUCUUCUUCAACUGGAGGAAGAAGGGUUUCUGAAGAAAUUUUUCGUCAAGGGUACCCAUUAUGCCAUUGUUUUCAGUGAAAUUGCUGAUGAGGUAGCUGAGAUAGAAGAGGAGAUUCAGCAAGUUAUUCAGAUGAAGGAUCAGUGGUUGCAGCCAUCCCAGCUUGUCCCUCACCCUGAGCAACUCGCUGAAAUCGAAAGACAGCGUUCCCAAGACAGUUUCCCAGAAUUUGUCAAAGAUGAAGAUCUAGUAGGAAUUGAAGAAAAUAGAAAAUUGCUGACUGGAUGGAUUUACUCAGAAGAGCAGGCUAGCAUGGUGAUAACAGUUUCUGGUAUGGGUGGACUGGGAAAAUCUACACUGGUUACAAACAUUUAUGAACGUGAAAAGGUCAACUUCCCGGUACAUGCUUGGAUUGUUGUGUCACAGGUCUACACAGUCGAGUCUUUGUUGAGAAAGCUACUAUGGAAGAUUGGGCAUAUGCAACCACCAGUGCCAAGAGAGAUUGACAAAAUGGAUGUACAUGACUUGAAGGAGGAAAUAAAGAGAAAGCUCCAGAAUAGAAAAUGCUUGAUUGUGUUGGAUGAUGUUUGGGAGCAAGAAGUAUACUUCAAAAUACAUGAUGCUUUCCAGACACUCCAUGGAAGCCGCAUCAUCAUUACAACACGAAAGGACCAUGUUGGUGCUAUUGCUUCCUUUGACCACCAUCUUGAGCUCCAACCGUUGUGUGGGCCUGAUGCAUUUGAACUUUUCUGUAGAAGGGCUUUUCACAACAAGAAGGACCACAAAUGCCCCGAGGAGCUUAAGGAAAUUGCUGGUGAAAUAGUGAAAAGGUGCCAAGGCCUGCCACUAGCAAUUGUUACAGUCGGCAGCUUGCUGUCAUCUAGACCACAAAUAAACAUUUGGAAUCAAACAUACAACCAGCUUCGGAGUGAGUUGUCAACCAAUGAUCAUGUCCGAGCAAUCUUAAAUCUAAGCUACCAUGAUCUAUCUGGAGAUCUCAGAAACUGCUUCUUGUAUUGCAGCUUGUUUCCUGAAGACUACCCCAUGUCACGCGAAGCCCUUGUGCGGCUCUGGGUCGCAGAAGGUUUUGUUCUGAGUAAAGAAAAGAAUACACCAGAGGAGGUGGCUGAGGGAAAUCUCAUGGAAUUGAUCCACCGUAAUAUGCUUGAAGUUGUAGACUAUGAUGAGCUUGGCAGGGUUAGCACUUGCAAGAUGCAUGAUAUCAUGAGGGACCUGGCACUUUGUGUUGCCAAAGAAGAGAAGUUUGGUUCUGCAAACGAUUAUGGUGAACUGAUACAGGUGGACCAGAAGGUUCGUCGCUUGUCGUUAUGUGGGUGGAAUGUUAAGGCAGCAGCUAAGUUUAAAUUUCCAUGUCUCCGUACUCUUGUGGCUCAGGGAAUAAUUUCAUUCUCUCCUGACAUGGUAUCCUCAAUUAUGUCUCAAUCAAAUUAUUUGACAGUUCUUGAGCUGCAAGAUUCUGAGAUCACUGAGGUGCCAGCAUUUAUAGGAAAUCUCUUUAACCUACGGUAUAUUGGGUUAAGGCGCACCAAAGUCAAGUCACUCCCAGAGUCUAUUGAGAAGCUCCUCAACCUCCACACUCUGGAUAUCAAACAAACUCAAAUAGAGAAACUACCACGAGGGAUUGUUAAGGUCAAGAAGCUAAGGCACCUUUUAGCUGACAGGUUUGCUGAUGAGAAGCAGACGGAGUUCAGAUAUUUCAUCGGAGUGGAAGCACCUAAAGGUCUGUUGAACCUGGAAGAACUACAGACUCUUGAAACAGUGCAAGCGAGCAAAGACUUGCCUGAACAGCUGAAGAAACUGAUGCAACUCAGAAGCUUAUGGAUCGACAAUGUAAGCGGUGCAGAUUGUGAUAACCUUUUCGCGACUCUUUCAACCAUGCCACUUCUUUCCAGCCUCCUAAUCUCCGCAAGAGAUGUGAAUGAGACACUUUGCCUCCAAGCCCUUGCUCCGGAAUUUCCAAAGCUCCACAGGCUAAUUGUAAGGGGCCGCUGGGCUGCCGAGACACUGGAAUAUCCAAUAUUUUGCAACCAUGGGAAACAUCUAAAAUAUUUAGCGCUUAGCUGGUGUCAGCUUGGUGAAGAUCCAUUGGGGGUCCUUGCUCCGCACGUGCCGAACCUCACCUAUUUGAGCAUGAACAGGGUCAGUAGUGCAAGCACUUUGGUUCUUUCUGCAGGGUGCUUUCCUCACCUGAAAACACUCGUCCUGAAGAAAAUGCCUAACGUCGAGCAGCUGGAGAUUGGACAUGGUGCUCUUCCAUGCAUCCAAGGUCUGUACAUCAUGUCCCUAGCGCAGCUGGAUAAGGUCCCUCAAGGCAUCGAAUCGCUUCUCUCCCUCAAGAAGCUUUGGCUUCUGUACCUGCACGCGGAGUUUAGAACGCAGUGGCUAACGAACGGGAUGCACCAGAAGAUGCAGCAUGUUCCUGAGAUUCGUGUCUAGGACACAGGAAAGCCAGAUGGUUAUUUCUGCAGUACUAUGCUGGUAUAUAUGGUGUGUCUGUGAAAAAACUAUUUUUUGUACCUUUUCUUCCCUUAAGUCCUGAGUUGUUGUAUGUGGACUUCACUUGCAGACACAAACGCUCGCUUUGGGUAGCUCGUUAGACCCAUAUAUAUACGUGUUGUGUUGGUUCAGUUGCUUUAAGUUACUUGUUUGUUCGAGGCAUUUGCCUUCUGUAUUGAACUUCAUGCAAAUGAUGUUAUGAUCAAACUUGUAUGUCCAUGUAUUUUAAAUUUUUUUACA